This is a messenger RNA of Mytilinidion resinicola, 1374 nucleotides long. RefSeq lists its product as uncharacterized. NCBI's taxonomy places the organism in Eukaryota, Fungi, Ascomycota, Dothideomycetes, Mytilinidiales, Mytilinidiaceae. The record is from RefSeq and is a predicted model, not a curated record. Gene Ontology annotation, molecular function: nucleic acid binding. Gene Ontology annotation, cellular component: nucleus. The transcript has 2 exons. The coding region runs from base 88 to 1374 and encodes 428 amino acids.
CUUCGCCGUCACAAACAAAGCACGCUUGGCUUUAUUGGCCCGACUUCAUACAAGACUAUAGCCUCAGACCUUCUCCCUCCCUACAUCAUGGCAGAAGAUUCAGACGUUGUCCCGAGAGAUACAAACAAGCUGCCCAUCCACCAUGGUCAUCUUCUCGGAGAGGACCUUCUCGAGGACGAUCUGCCUGGACACGAGGCCCUGGACGACGGUCCCGCGGAGGACAUCCAGGGGGUCAAGACUGUUACUGGAUACGCUCCAGCACUCAAAUCGAACCCGCUGCCCCGAGUAGAAGCGGAGAAACUCCUGGAGGUUGUCCUAGGACUCAAGUUCCCCUCCCUCGGGCCAUCAAAAGGUGGGAUCAAACGCUGGUCUUCCCCUGCUCGCGAAGACUUUGCAAAGGCUCACCCUGAUAUUGCACACAACGCCGUCUUCGUCUCGAUCGACUUUGAGAGCCUCUCUUGGAUGGAUGACACGGAACACCCUGAGUACGGAAAGAUCACGGAAUUAGGCCUGGCCUUUCUCGACACUCGGGCACUCAAAGGUGUGACUAGCCAAACAAAUUGGGUGGAAGAAAUCCGCGCAAAGCAUUACAUCGUCGACGAGUACGCCCAUCUCCGGCCGAUGGUGGUGGAUAAGCGCAAGCACUCUCUCGCCAACGCGGAUAAAUUCGAUUACGGGGCUAGCGAAAUCGUGCCGUUCGAUGCUCUCGGUAAUAUCUUGAAGAACGCGUUGCGUAUCCCGGACGACGCUGCGUCGGCUGCUGGGAAGGAGAGCAUGGAGGUUAAGUACCGCCCAAUCAUCCUCGUGGCCCACGCGUAUCAGAACGAGGACAACUACCAACGCAGCGAACUAGGCUUGUCCGAUGCCGACCUCGACGUCCUCUACGCCAUCAUCGACACCCAGGUCAUGAUGUGCGGAAGAGGGCAGAAAGCGCCAGGCCUUAGACAAUUACUGGAGACCAGGUUCGGCAUCCACCCCGUAAACAUGCAUAACGCCGGCAACGAUGCUGUCUAUACCCUCGUCUUGGUCCUGGCGCGCGUGGCGAAGAAGGGAUACGGAGUGGACGAGAAGAGCGACGUUGCGGACAAGUGGCUAGAUGCCCUGAAGAUAAAGAUUGCAGAAGAAGCUGGGGGGAGAUGUGAGAACUGUGGUGGGCUUGGACACUUGGACGAAGCGUGUGAGGAGCCAAAGGGGGCGGGGCUGCAUGACGUCGCGAAGGCUCUUGCGAGGUUAAGGCUAGAUAGGGACGACGCUGUGCAGGAGUUCGAACGGACGGCAUGUGCUCCUCCUCGCGACGCUGAGCCCACCUUCGGUGAUGAGCCUGCUGAGCCUACUGUCCCAGAUGCUGGUCCAGUAGAUGAUGCAGAGCGCUGA